Molecule: messenger RNA, 2259 nt
Organism: Phyllotreta striolata
Lineage: Eukaryota; Metazoa; Arthropoda; Insecta; Coleoptera; Chrysomelidae
Source: the annotation of a GenBank genome assembly
GAAAGGAGCUAGGAGCUCUUCAUGUGGGUUGUGGGUCAAGUCGAAUUGCAUGAACAAAUUCUACCAUUCUUUCGUUUACCAGCUUGUUCCCAUUCUCGUCCGGUUUCUCAAACAGGAACUAAAAUAGAAUUCUUCUGUUUCGCAGUGUCUUCUAUUUGGAACGAUGUUUGUAGGUUGUCACGAAGUUUGAAUCGAGAAAAAGUGAACUUUUGUGAACAGAGAGCGGGGGUUUUUGGGUUCAAUUUUUCAUUUUGAUAUGACGGCUCUCUUAUGAACCAGCGAUGACCAGAACUAAAGAAAAAUACUUCUCCGACAAAAUACUCAAUAGCCUCCUCUACGAAUACCCCUCGCACCAAACCCACCUGCUCGAAGGCCUCAAUUCGUUAAGGACCAAAGGCGAACUUCUCGAUGUCACUCUAGUCAUAGAAGGUGUUCAAUUCAAAGCUCACAAGGCAGUCCUGGCGGCGUGCAGCGACUAUUUUCGGGCCAUGUUCACGGACAACAUGCUGGAAGCCACACAAGACGAGAUUUGCCUGAAUGGCAUCACUGCAAAAGGAUUUCAUCAGCUAUUGGACUAUGCUUACACGACGCGCCUGGCGCUGAAUAUAGCUAAUGUUCAAGACGUUUUGGAGGCUGCAUCUCACGUUCAAAUGCUUCCAGUUAUACAAACUUGCUCGAAUUUUUUGCAAACCCAAAUCGACAUAGAUAAUUGCGUGGAUAUAGCGACAAUAGCUGAAACGUAUUCCCUUUCGCAGCUCAGCACGAAGGUGUACCGAUUCAUGAGCGGACAUUUAUUGGAGUUCUCGAGCAGCCCGGAGUUUUACAGGCUAACCCCCCAGCAAUUGGAGAAUUUACUCGACUGUGAUUUACCGGUGGAUUGUUCGGAAGCCGACGUGUUUAGGAUAGUACUGGCUUGGUUCUUCCACGUCGACACCAACGAUUGUCAUCAACGCAGAUUGAACAUUCGCCUCUCCUACGCCGGGCGCAUCUUCCGGUGCAUCCAUUUCAUCGAAAUCUCCAAAAGGAAGCUCGAUAGCAUAUUGGACAAGGUGUUCGAGGAUAGAAAGUGCGAAUGGCAAUUGUACAAAAUUAUACUGCAAGAAGUGUACCGGCAAUCUAGUCAAGAGCAAACCCGCUUCAUAUCCAAUCUCCUCAACUCGCGGGGCAUGGAGAUGGCGCUCCUGAAAAUCGGCGGGUUCGGCAUGAGCGGCAUCACCAACGAAAUCACCUACUGCUUCGCCUCGGAGAGGAAAUGGAAGCACCUCACGUCCAUACCCCACGUCGAGCAAUGCAAUUUCGGCACGGCCGUGUUUAACAACGAGCUCUACAUCGUGGGCGGUUGUUUCAACCAAAGCCUGCAGGAAAACAUCCACCCGUUUGGGUUCAGAUACACUCCAAGGUACAACAAAUGGUCGACGAUAGCGCCGAUGAAGAUCGAACGGUGCCGGUUCAGUUUGAACGUGGUGGGCGAGCUGCUGUACGCGGUGGGCGGCAACAGCGAGGUGGACGAGUACGACGUGAGCACCUGCGAGUGCUACAACCCCCGAAUGGACUCCUGGUACAUGAUGCAGCCGCUGCCGGCGUACGUGUCGCAGCACGCCGGCGCCAGCUACGAGAACGACUACGAGUGCAAGUUGUACAUAAGCGGCGGCAUCGACAGGGACAACGCGCAGAGCGGGCAGAUGUUCUGCUACGAUGUGAACGUGGAAAAGUGGAAGGCGUGCACGCCGAUGCUGCGGCCGCGCGCCGAUCACGUCAUGCUCAACGUCGGGAAGUUUUUGUACGUUUGCGGCGGUUGGACCGAGGAUUCCAGGGCUAGGACUUUGGUGGAUACGAUAGAUGCUUACGAUGUGGAGGAGGAUACUUGGAGGAUAGUAACUAGGGUGCCUACGCCUCGUUAUCACGCCGGGAUAGUGUGCGUUGAGAAGAAGAUUUACUUCAUUGGAGGGUUUUGCAGCGAUGAAAUGUUCGAUAAAGAUACGGCGGCUAUCGAAUUCUACGAUUUGGAUACGGGGCAGUGGACCAUCGAAGACAAAUAUCCACAAGAUAAUAUAUGGGAACACACUUGCGCCACGUUGUACAUUCCAAAAUGUCGGGAUGAUAUGGAGGUUCUGGCUUCGACUGAAGUAACCGCUUGAUAUUAUUUUUUUUUUUGAAAAAACUCUUCGGGAGGUAGCACGAAAAAAUUUCGAAAUACAAUUUAUUUUUUAGAUGCGAGUGGUUUUCUUUCGAAUGAGGAGCGUACGAAUUGUUGUCGCA